AAUAGAAAUAAAUAAAACGAAAAAAAGAAAUAAAUAAAAGAAUUCAAACACAUUUGUGUGCGUGUGUGUGUACGUAGUAGUGAAACCGUCUCAAGUAUUAAAAGUUCGUCCCUUGUCUGAAGUCCGUUCAUGUUAUACGUCUGUCCAUGGAGAACUCAAAUUUAAAUCCUUUAAUAUCACCCUCCAACAACAACGCUACGGCGACGGCGACCAUAACCAACAACACCACCACUGCCAUCAUCACCGAUACCAAUUUCAAUAGCAAUCACACCACUACAUCCUCGUCGAGAACCAUCAGGACCACCAGCAAUGGCAUUGAAACAACCUCCACAAUAUUCAAUAGCCAUCAUCAACAUCAGGUGGAAGAAGAGACGCUAACAAAGAUCACCUCCGUUGGUGAGUCCUCCAUCACCACCACCACCACCUCCAAUGGCAAUGCAGCAGCAUCAGAAUCCCAUAGUUUUCCCAACAAGGAGCCGGAAGAGCAUUCGCAUAGUUCCAGUUCCAACAAAAAUCCCCCGAAUAUAUCAUUCAGCGAGAAUUCAAGCUCAUUGGUACGAUGUUUGCCGAACGAAAGAGCGACGUUUUUUGUGAAAAUCGAUGCCGAUGAAAAUGAGGUGGAUAUUUUGCCGCUACAAUUUGAGUGGAGUCGUGGCGAACUACCCAUCUACAAUUCCGAUCGUUUUCGUAUCACACAGACCAGCAAUGCUGUCCAGCUGGCCGUUGAACAUGUCCAACGGGAGGAUGCUGGCCACUACACCCUCAUUGCGCGCACAAAGGCCAACGAUGUUAUACGAAAGAAUAUCGAACUGAUUGUCGAGGAUCGUUCAGCGGGCGAAGAUCCACCAGUAUUUGCCAGACGUUUAAUGGAUUUAUCGGUUAAAGUUGGUACACGAACCAGAUUUCUAUUGGAGAUACGAAGUUCGACAGAGGUUAAGCUAACCUGGUAUCGCAACGAUCGUCGAAUAUGCGAAAAUGAUCGCAUCAAACAGGUGCAAGAGGGCACCUACUACUGGCUGGAAGUGAGUCCGGUCAUUCUAGAGGAUGGCGGCCAAUGGAUGGUUAUGGCUGAGAAUUUAAGUGGACGUAAUUCAUGCAUUUGUCAUUUGAAUGUUAUGGUACCGAAGGCCUACAAGGCCCCUGAAUUCGUUGAAGAACUGAAGGCAGUUCUAACCGAGCAGGGUACCGUAUCGCUGGAGUGUAAAGUUGUGGGUGUACCCACACCACAAUUGCGUUGGUUCAAAGAUUCCAAAGAGAUUAAGGCAGGCGACAUAUUUGCCUUGACGGCCAAUGCAAAUGAUCCCACAUCGUUGGGUACCUAUACGUGUGAGGCUGUCAAUUGUAUGGGUAAGACCUAUUCCAGCUCCAAGGUACAUGUGGUGGGCCGUGGCAGUCGUGAGGGUUCUUUGAAACCGGCAGAUAACAUGACAAAUGGUGCUCCCCCGCCAAUAUUUACAAAUGAACUGAAAAAUGCCAGCGUUCGUAUUGGUGACAGUAUCGUGCUCGGAUGCCAAGUGGCUGUGCCACCAUGGCCCAAGAGCGUGGCCUGGUACAACAAAAAUGGCCGUGUCGAUGUUGGUGAGCGUUACAGACAUGUUGAGGACGGUUUGGGUGUUUACAUGAUCGAAAUCAAUCCCUCGGAGGCCUGCGAUGAGGGCGACUGGAAAUGCGUGGUGACCAACAAUGAAGGAUGUGUUGGCAUUUCAUCGUGUGUGGUAAAUAUGGAGAUACCCAAAAAUUAUCGCAAGCCUCGUUUUAUGGAGAGUUUACGAGCCAUCCUCACCGAAGAGGGUCUGGUGUCAUUCGAAUGUAAGGUGGUUGGUUUUCCAACACCAGUCCUUAAAUGGUUCAAGGAUGGCCAGGAAUUGAAACCCGGCGAUGUUUAUCAGCUGACCGGAACCAAUUCUCUGGGCACCUACUGCUGUGUGGCCAAGAACUGUAUGGGUGAGAGCAGCAGUGUUGCCGUCCUCACCAUCGAGGACAUACAGAAUCAGCUAAAGGAAGAGGAUCGCAUUUUGAUUGGAGCCAACAAUCAACCACCGAAAUUUCUAAUUGGUCUCAAGACCCAAGAGACGAAAAUCAACGAACCCUUCCAGUUUAUGGUGAAAUUGGAAGCCAAGCCGGAACCAUUGUUGUCGUGGUUCCGCGACGAAAUACCCAUUGAGAUAUGUGAAUAUUACAACUAUUAUCGCGGCGAGGAGGAUAAUUGGUAUUUGGACAUUGCCAAUGUGGAGUUCUUAGAUCAGGCUGAGUGGAAGUGUGUGGCGGUAAAUGAGUUCGGAACGAGUGUGACUUCGUGUUUUUUGAAAUUACAAAUUCCGCGACACUACAAGAAACCGAGAUUUUUGGAGAGUUUGAGGGCAGUGUUGACGGAGGAGGGCGCGGUGAAUUUGGAGUGCAAGGUAAUUGGUGUACCGCAGCCGGUGUUGAAGUGGUACAAAGAUGGUGUGGAGCUGAAGCCGGGGGAUAUCCACAAAAUCAUAUCGGGACAGGAUGGCACCUGUUGUCUGGGUACCUACACCUGUGAGGCCCGCAAUUGUAUGGGCGUGGUGGCCAGUUCCGCCUCCCUGCUGGGCUUUGAGGAUGCCCACACUAAACAAGAGUUGGAGAAACAAAAUGAGUUGCAAAGGAAUUUCUCUCUGUCCACCAUUCAGGAGGAACGUACCUCCCAGUUAUAUGAGACGCCUCAAGGCACCGAGGUCUCCUUCUCCUUCGAUGGCAAAGAGGUUUCGGUGUCAUUGUAUGAAACACCCGAUUUGACCGAGGAUGAGGCCAUUAAAAUUGUGGAAAUGUAUGCCGAUCAAAUAUCCGAACAUGUCACCGAACACAAUGUGGUGGAAUUGCCACCGCUGAGAUUUGUCAAGGAAACCUCCCAGUCCGGAAAACUCCUCAUGGAGGCAAUGGUCAUUGACAUAUCGCCCGAGUACUUCUCCCACGAUGAAGAUUUACGCACCGAGGCGGGCAUGGAUGAUAUUUCGUUAAAUGAAAUAACCAUCCAUGGCUCCUCGGUGAAGGAUGAAAAGGAGUUGGAACAAAGGAACAAGGAGUUGGACGAUUUGAAAAUGGUCGUGGAGGAGGAGGGAGAGGUGACAGAUGGUGUGACGGCUCCCUCACGUAAACGCAGGAAAUCGAAAAUUAAAAAUGGCGAGGAAUUUUGUAGUCCCGAGAAGACCAUUAGCAGUUUGGAGGAGGUGGACUCCUCGGAGUUGCAAACCUUUGCCAGUGCUGUCCAGUCCCCUGUGGAUUCUUCUUUCUAUCAAUCAAUGGAUGAGGGAGCAGCAGGAUCGGGCCAGCAAGCACCCCCUGCCGCUAAAAAGGGUAAAAAAGACACCGGCAGUGAGACCACAGAUACUGAGGGAGCUGCCUUCCAAGAUCUGUCGGGAGCAGAGGGAGAUGGCCUUAUAAUAACCCCAGCGAAACAUCCCAAAAAGCAAGUCCUAAGUGCCGAGGAAAUUGAGAGAAACCUCAAAUCCCUUUUACCCCUGGCCAAGAUGUUGAAGAUUUUAGAUGGCCACUUGAAUGCUGUCGAGUCCGAGGUCAUUGCCCAGUCGGUAAUGUUGAUGGCACCCUCUUCGGCCGACCAGUCUAUUGCCAUUAUUAAGAAUGUCAUUGAACCCAUUGGCCAAAUACAAUCGAAGCUAAAGGUCUACUCGGGUGAUACCCCCCUGGACAUGCUGUUCGAAACCAUGAAGGAUGACGUGCGCAAUCUCCAUGUGGCCCUGCAGGUCAUUGAGAAAUGUGUGGAAAUCGAUGAGACCGGCACGACAUUGAUCCAGAGGACCAGUGUCUGUAUCAUUGACAGUAUUGCCGAUCACAUGAUCAAGGCCCUGCAGGAGGUGAAGGCCGUUUCCAAACUCUUUGAGAAUGAACAUUUGCGCAGCCAUUUGGAAAUGACGGUGGACGAUAUACGUCAGGGUCUGGAAAUUACCAAGGAUACCAUUAAAUCCCAGGCCUUGCUGCAGGAGGCCCAGGAGCUGGAGGCCAGCAAGCAUUUCACCGAGACCGUGGCCAAAUUGCAAGACGUUCCCGAACCGGUGCCUUUCGAAAAAGUCAGCGAUGCCCGGCUACCCAAGGAUGCUGCCUUUGUGGCCAUGAUCUGUGAGCCGGUGAUGCGCAUCCAAGAGGCCUUGGAGCGGGUGGAAAAUGAACUGACCCUGGAGGAGAGUGAUGAAGAUAUUUAUCUCAAGGUCCAUGAGAAAAUCAUUGGCAAUUUUGUACAACCCUUUGCCGAUCUGCAAAAGGUGGUGGCAAAAAUCGAGACUCGGGCCAAUAGCUUGGCCGGAUCGAAUAGCAUGGAAUACAAGAUUAAUAUGGCCAUAUUGGAUAUUGUCUCGCCACCUUUGUUUGAGUUGAAAAAAGGUUUGGAAAUAAUACAGGCCCAGCCCUCGCAUAAUAUAGAGGCGGGAAAAUUGACCGUUUCCACAGUGGAGUCUAUGGUGCCGCCGCUACAGGAAAUGCAAAAUGGCUUGGCCCAACUUAGCCAGGAUAUUAUGGCCGGGCAUUUGGCUGAGGAGGCCUUUAUGGACACCGAUGACAUGAAGAAGUUACUGCAGUCCCUGGCCCAGGCCGUGUUGCAUUUGGAGACGAAUAUUGAGAAUAUCAAUCAACGUCUGCCGGAGAAUGUCAGCUCCAGUUUGUCGCGACUCAAGGAGGAAAUAUCCUCGCUCAUAAGCCAGGUCAUAGAUAAGGAAAUCGACAAAUAUCAUCUAACCGUUUUGGAGAACAUCAAGCGGCCCAUUGAUGAGCUGAACUAUUGUAUCCGGCAAAUAGAGCAAAAGGCCAUUUCUGGAUCCCUUACCGAUCUGGUUGAUCCUUUGCAUAGCCUCAACGAUAAAAUCAAAGUCAGCCAGGGCAUUUUGGACCUUUCCCCCCUAAAACAGAACGAAGAUGUGGCCGAGACCCUGUUCAAAAUCAGGGAUCUCAUAAAACGCAUUGAAAUUGGCAUUGAAGAGGCCGAGUUCAAAUCCCUGCAAAAGGAAAUCGAAUUGGAUGAACAACAGGCCGCCAAGGAGCAAAAUCUCUUUGCGGCAAUGCGCCAAGAAAUGGAAUUGAAAAUCGAUUUGAGUGAGGGCAUUAAGGAGCUGCAGAGCCUUAUGGAAAACAUUGGUAUGUUACAGGAAAUGAAAUAUUUGGAUCACAAACUUGAGUCCAGCUUGGUGGACCUAAAGUCACCCCUGCAAAGAAUGUCGGAUGAGUUCAAACACCAAGAGAUCCAGGGAGUUGACAUCAAAUCGCUCAUGGCCUCGGUGAGGGCCUUAAAGGUUAUAUCACCACACAUUGCCAAGCUGAAUAUGUCCCUGGAAAAAUUAGGCGGCAUGCGCAGCCGCGAGGAGUUCCAUAAAUUCUUCAGCAAAAAUUGCCACAACCACUUCGAGGAACUGAAAAUGGCCAUAGAUCAAAUGGAAUACUUUGAUGAGUCGACGGGCAUUAAUCUGCCCAUAUCCGUGGCAGAUACCUUUGACAAGACCCUGGUGGCCUUGGAGAAUUUGAUUUCCAAAUGUUUGACCCGGAUCCAUGACACCGAGGAGCUGUUGACCACUUUGGAGGAAAUUUCUCCCAUGCACACCACCAUUGAGUCCCUGCCAUCGGAUUAUGUCACGCCCGGUCCCCUGCAGGCCUUCGAAGAGAAACGGGCUCAGGUGGAUCAAUUGCUGGGCCAGCUGAAACAGAGUAUUGCCUCGGUAUUGGGUCAUUGCCAGGAACUGGAUUCCUCUGGCUCGGUGCGUGAAGAAUCCCAGGAGAAAUUGAAAAAAGCCCAAGAGAAGAUUCACAUGUUCCAAGAAACGCUGGAACGCAGCCUACAAUCUCCGGCAUUCGAUAAGGCCCAAACCUUGUCGGAGGUAUCCCAGGCCAAUUCCAUUGCAGAGGCAAUUACCAAUUUGGAGUAUUGUGCCCUUCAGAUACAGGAAUUUGUGCAAUAUCAGGAUGUCCAGUCGCUCAAGGAAGAGGAAGUAUUCCAAUUGAAAGCCAUGGCCAAGCCGUUAAAGGAAAUUGUGGAAGCUGUUCGUGGAUUCUACAAUCAAGAAUUGGAACAGGCCGAAUCAAUGGCCACUUUGUCACAGGCUUCACAAUUAUCCUGCUCCGAGUUGUUGAGAAGCAUAACUCCCUACCUGGUGGCGGUGCAGGAACAACAAGCCCUGGAGACUUUGGAAAGUCUUAGCGAAAGAUCCACUCCUCUUCAGCAACUCAUUAAACCGCUACGAGAAUUGGAAAAAUCUCUCAUCUGCUGCGAAGAACAAAUUUUACUCUCACACACUUCUUCCCUCUCUGAACAACAAUCCAUGGAGCAAUUGAAAGUCGUUGCCAAACCUUUGCUUCUGCUCAAGGAAGCCAUUGUUAUGGUCAAGCAGGAACACAGUUUCCAAUCCCUGCAACAAUGUCCUGACUUGCAAUUGCUCCAGGAGGAGCAACAAUGUGCAACCCUCUUUAAUCUCUUGAAAUACUGUGAGAGUUUGGAUACCCAAAUUCUGGAAAAUAUUGACGAAUUAUCCUCCCUGGACUUGUCGGAAAUGAAAUCGAUGGCAGAAAUGCGUUCCGUAACGCCCAUGACUCCAGCUGGGCCAGCAGUGAUCUCGCAUCAGGUGGAGGUGAAAACUUUCGAUCUCAAAGACUGUGUGGCUGGCGGCAUUAAACAGCUGGAGGAAUGCCUGGAAUCAACCAAGAAAUUGACCACCAUUGAGGUUACCGAAAUUGAGUCCAUAAUGCAGGAUCUCAAAUCAGAUUUACAGGAUAUGCAAAAACAGCUGCUGCUCACCCCUUCAGAUCUGCAACAGAAGGAGCAACAGGUGGCCAAGACAAUGUUUAAACUCAAGGAAUGUUUGGUCCACACCUAUGAAGCUUCCGGUCUAGAUGUAGGGCUGGAAGAAAUUGAAAAGACCUUUGAAGAUCUGCUACAAGCCAUGCCCAGCCUGGAACAUCAAUUGGCCUUGGAGAUGAAGGAGAAAAUCAAAUUUGCCCUUUCCGAAUUCGUUGUCCAGUGUUUGCAGCAUCCAGAGGGUGGCAUUGAUCAAUUGGUGCCAGUCUUCCGGAAUCUGCUGGAGACACUUGAAAUUAUUACAAAAUCCCAAAAGGUGGAAAUCGAACCAAGUUCCAGUGUCAUUGUCCAGCUGCAAACCCAACUCAUGGCCGCCUUUAAUACCCUCAAUGACCUCAGCGAAGUAAGCAGAGAUGUGACCAUGAGAGGGCAACUCAAGGAGUCAGUCAAAACCCUGCUCUAUAUUUACGAUUUCAUUGAGAACAAUGAGGGUAAUAUGCGAAUCAUUGAGCUGCUGCAGGAAAUUGAUGCUCUAAGUCCCCAGCUAAAGGAUAUUUCCCGUCACCUUAUGACCCAACCCGCUGCCGUAGAUGAGGCUGAAAUGCAGCUACUGCUUCAACAGGUCAAUGAGACCCAGACAUUCCUGACCCAAAUUCAAGAGGGUUUGGUCAACAAUAAUCCUUUAGUACAGAAAUUCCUGGAGCUACAUCAACCCAUGGUAGGUCAAUUGAAGAAUACCCUGAUACAAGUUCAGCAGAAACUUCAGGAACCCCAGAAAGUAGAGGUACAAAAACUUCCCGAGGUCCAGGUUAUGAAGGCUUUGCUGCAAGACCUGCAAAAGGAUAUGGCCGAAAUCCAACAGGUCGAGGGUAAACAGCUCAAGGCAGAGGCCGAACUUUUAUUGGCCGAGGUCCAAGAAGGUUUGGUAGAAAAUAAUCCCAUGGUUGUACAAUUCAUGGAACAAUAUCAGAGCCAGCUUACCCUGCUGAAGGACACCUUGACGGAGGUGAAAAAAGAGCUCGAAGGACCAAAGGCCCUGGAACUCCAACAAUUGAAAUUUGUGCCUUUGAUGGCGCAAAUUUUAGAAGAGCUCAAGGGUAAUUUGGAAAAGAUGGAAAUAAUGGAAACCAAGGAGCCCCAAAAGCCAAUCGUACAGGAACUCGAAACAGCUCCUCAAAAGGCCAAGAUCCUGGAGCUGAAGGAAGAGGCUCAACUAUUUUUAAGCGAAAUGCAAGAAGGUUUGGUUGAAAACAAACCGGUGGCCUUGAAAUUUAUGGAACAAAACCAAACGCAAGUGGGUCAACUCAUGGAUGCCCUGAAACUGGUGGAAAAGGAACUCGAAGGACCAAAAUCCGCCGAAACGCAAGAAUUAAAAUCUGUGCCCAUGAUGGCAGGUCUCUUGCAAGAACUCAAGGGAAAUUUGGAGAAAUUGCAGGUUCAAGAAGUUACCAUGGAAUCAAAGGCUCAAAAAUUGGAGAGCCAAGAGGCAAAGGUAGCCCCUCAAAGGGCUCAACUUAUGGAACUGAAAGAAGAAGCCCAACUCUUCCUCGUGGAAAUGCAGGAGGGUUUGGUGGAAAAUCAGCCUCUGGCCCUGAAAUUCAUGGAACAAAACCAAAAGCAAGUUGGCAAACUGAAGGAGGCCUUAAAUGUGGUUGAGCAGGAGCUCGAAGGACCAAAAUCAUUGGAAGUCAAGGAACUAAAUUCCCUUCCCAUGGUGGCCGGUCUCCUGCAGGAACUCAAGGGAAAUUUGGAAAAAUUACAAGUCCAAGAAGUUGCCAUGAAGUCUGAGGCUCAAAAAUUGGAAACCAAAGAAACAGAUUUGGCGCCUCAACGGGCCCAACUUUCGGAAUUGAAGGAAGAAGCCCAACUCUUUCUCAUGGAAAUGCAGGAGGGUUUGGUGGAAAGCCAACCCUUGGCCCUUAAAUUCAUGGAACAAAAUCAAAAGCAGGUCGGCCAACUGAAGGAGGCCUUAAAUGUGGUGGAGCAAGAGCUCGAAGGACCAAAAUCAUUGGAUGUUAAGGAAUUGAAAUCCCUACCUUUGGUGGCCGGCCUCCUGCAGGAACUCAAGGGAAAUUUGGAGAAAUUGCAAAUUCAAGAAGUUACCGUAGAUGCUAAGGCCCAAAAAUUGGAAACCAAAGAAGCAGGUUUGGCCCCCCAACGGGCUCAACUUAUGGAACUGAAAGAACAGGCCCAUCUCUUCCUCAUGGAAAUGCAGGAGGGUUUGGUGGAAAAUCAGCCCUUGGCCCUGAAAUUCAUGGAACAAAACCAAACGCAAGUUGGCAAACUGAAAGAAGUCUUAAAUGUGGUAGAGCAGGAACUCGAAGGACCAAAAUCUUUGGAGGUCCAAGAACUGAAAUCCCUGCCCAUGAUGGCUGAAAUUCUACAAAAUCUCAAAGGAAAUUUGGAGAAACUGCAAAUCGAAGAAGUUCAGAUGGCAGAGGCGCCAGCUCAACAACCCCAAACAGAAGUGGUGGCCCAAAAACCACGUAUCGUUGAACUCAAAGAAGAGGCCCAACUUUUCCUGGCCGAAAUGGAAGAGGGCAUUGUGGAGAACAAUGCCUUGGCCAUUAAAUUCAUGAGACAGAAUCAAAGUCAGGUGGCAAAGCUGAAGAAGACCCUAAAUCUCAUAGAACAAGGGCUCGAAGGACCAAAAGUUGCGGUGGUACAACAGUUCCAACACAUACCGCUGAUGGCGGAAUUACUGGAAGGUUUGAAGGGUAAUUUGGAAAAAUUACAGCUUACCGAAGGUAUACUGGAAAGCCAGGCCAAGAAGCCCCAGGCCAAAGAUGUAAAAAUCGAGGAACCACAAAAGGCCGAAAUUGCCGAGGUCAAAGAGGAAACCAAACAAUUUUUGUCCGAAAUGCAGGAGGGUCUCGUGGAAAAGAAUGUUGUUGCCUUGAAGUUCAUGAAUCAAAACAAGGCCAUGGUGGGCAAAUUAAUGGAAAUUCUGAACGUGGUGGAACAUGAAAUGCAGGCCCCACAGCUCCCCAAAGAACUGCAAUUCGAACAUUUCCCUCUCAUGGCAGAACUUUUGACCAGUCUCAAGGAUAAUUUGGAAAAACUACAGCUAACUGAGGAAAGAUUUGAGGCCAAGGCGCAAAAGGCCGUGGCCCAGGAACGUCAAGCCUUGUUGCACAAGGCCCAAAUAUCCGAAAUUAAGGAGGAGGCCCAACUUUUCCUCGAAGAAAUGCAGGAGGGUUUAAUGGAAAAUAAUCCUAUUGCCAUACAAUUUAUGGAGCUGAAUAAGUCCAAGGUGGCUUUGUUAAAGGAAACCUUGGUCCUGGUUGAACAUGAGCUCGAGGGAGCAAAAAGCAUGCAGGUUCAUGAUUUGAAACACUCUCCGCUGAUGGCAGAACUUUUGCAAAAUCUCAAGGAGAAUUUGGAAAAAUUGCAAAUUAUGGAAGUGGAACAGAAACCAGAGGCCCAACAAACUGUGGAACAGGACCUGGCGGAGACCAAGCUGCAGAAGGGAGAAAUUAGUGAAACUCCAAAGGAAACCGAAGAACAAAAACCCACUGAAAAAGAAGUUAAAAUUAUUGCCGAAAAGGCCGACAUCUCAGAGGCCAAGAAGAAGGAAGAAAAACCUAAACCUAUCAAGGAAGCCUAUCUCGAGGAGGUUUUACAAACCAUUCUUCUGUCUUUGGACCACAUAACCCUGAUUAAAAAGUCUCAACUGAACCAGGCCCAGCAAGAAGUAGUGCGAUCCAUUGCCGACAAUCUCAAAGAGCUACAAAUGGCCAUAGAAGAGGAGAGCGCCACACGCAUUGAGGAUCGCCUGUUCUUGACUCUGUUCAAGACAAAGGAACUGCUGAAAUGCUCAGUGCUGCGGCAGGACAAAUCCCCAGAAUCUGCGGAGUUAUUAAAGAACUUCAACAAGGUCUUUAUACUCAUCCUCAAUGGCAAUGAUCAGUUGAGGAAGUCCAUACUGUACGACCUCAAGGAAAAUAUUUCCUCCUCUGCCCAAGAAAUUAUAACUGUGGCGGAACAACAAACCACAGGGGCGUCGGGAAAAUUGGGAAAACUAUGUCAAACCCUGCAAAGUCUUAAAAUCCAGUUGGAUGAUAUCCAUCAAAACAAUCGCGGAAACAUGAAACUGAACAGUGAACAUUUCCAAAAACUGCAAGAAUAUGUCCAACAAAUCGUACAACUAACCGAGGGUUGUCCUGACGUGGAUAGGCAGCCCCUUACUACGUUGGCAGAUAAAUUGAAGCGUCAAGAAAUCCAAGAAGCCUUGGAAAUCCUACAAGAAUUGGAUAGUAUGCAAGGCAUGUUCAAACAAAUCGUACAACUUAUCGUAGAUAAUAAAUUCCCGCAAAAAUCUUUGGAGUCCAGUGUGGAAAUGGCCAUGGAAAAGCUAUCCACUGCCGGAGAGGAGUCCCAACAAAUCAAGACGGACUUGCAAGAGGCCCUAGAAUCCCAAAAUCAGGAGGAAAAACGCAAAUGUAUUUUUAAACUGCGCGAACACAUUGUCCACACUUAUGACGGCUCAUUCCGGGAAGAAUUGGAAAAUGUUGUCGACUCUUUGUUAGAAGGUAACACCGAACUUAUUGAAGAAUUCAACGCAGAAUCCCUACAAAAAGUUGAGGAACUUUUGAAUUGUCUCAAAGAGAAGGUGGAAUUGGUACCCUCAGAAACAUGGAAACCCAAGCUGGAGGGUCUCAACUCAAAACUCUCAAAUCUGCAGAAGGUGAGUGAAACCCUCAAGGUCUCCAAAGAUGUGGACAAAUCCACGGUUAGCAUGAUUGAAUUGCAAAAGAAUCUUAUGGAUAUCUUCGUAAUGUUUGAUGAUAUGUUGGAGCUCAAAAAUCGUCAGGUGGAACCCCAUUUGGAGGAGGUGAAAUCCCUGGCCCUAAAACAAUAUGAUGAGAUUGAAAAGUCCACGGAAAAUGUAAGAACUCUUAGGGUUUAUGAGGACAUUUUGAAAUUGGGAAAAGCCAUGGAACAGGUAUUGGAAAUGGUAUCCAGUUUAGCGGCUCUAAAAGCUGAACUAUUGGAAGAAUCUCAAAUGGAGGCCAUUGCCAAGAAGGCAGACGAGAAGGAGGUGAAAUCCGAGCCAGCUAAGGCUGAGGUAUCAGAGGUGACGGCACAAAAGGUAGAGGAAAAGAAACUUGAAACUGAGAGCCAGAAACUGGAGGAGAAGGAAGUUAAGGCACCUGAGGCAAAGGCUGAGGUAUCUGAAGUUAAAUCCGAAAAGGUUGAGGAAAAGAAGGUGGAAGCUGAAGCCAAAAAACCCGAAGAGAAGGAUGUCAAGUCUGCUGCAGCUAAGGCUGAGGUAUCCGAGGUUAAACCCGAAAGGGCAGAAGAAAAGAAGGUUGAAGCUGAAGCUAAAAAACCAGAAGAGAAAGAUGUCAAGUCUGCUGCAGCUAAGGCUGAGGUGUCGGAGGUUAAGCCCGAAAAGGCAGAGGAGAAGAUGGUUGAAUCUGAACCUAAGAAACCCGAGGAGAAGGAUGUCAAAUCUACCGCAGCUAAGGCUGAGGUGUCGGAGGUUAAGCUCGAAAAGGCAGAGGAGAAGAAGGUGGAAGCUGAUGCCAAGAAACCAGAAGAGAAGGAUGACAAAUCUGCUGCAGCUAAGGCUGAGGUGUCGGAGGUUAAGCCCGAAAAGGCAGAGGAAAAGAAGGUAGAAGUUGAAACAAAGAAACCAGAAGAGAAGGAGGUCAAGUCUGAUGCAGCUAAGGCUGAGGUAUCCGAAGUUAAACUCGAAAAGGUCGAGGAAAAGAAGAUGGAAGCUGAAGCCAAGAAACCAGAAGAGAAGGACGUCAAAUCUGCCGCAGCUAAAGCUCAAGUAUCCGAGGUUAAACCUGAAAAGGUUGAAGAGAAGAAUCUGGAAACUGAACCUAAGAAGCCCGAGGAGAAGGAUGUCAAAUCUACCGCAGCUAAGGCUGACGUAUCCGAAGUUAAGCCCGAAAAGGUCGAGGAAAAGAAGGUGGAAGCUGAAGCCAAGAAACCAGAAGAGAAGGAUGUCAAAUCCGCUGCAGCUAAGGCUGAGGUGUCGGAGGUUAAGCCCGAAAAGGCAGAGGAAAAGAAGGUAGAAGUUGAAACUAAGAAACCAGAAGAGAAGGACGUCAAGUCUGAUGCAGCUAAGGCUGAAGUGUCCGAAGUUAAACUCGAAAAGGUCGAGGAAAAGAAGAUGGAAGCUGAAGCUAAGAAACCAGAAGAGAAGGACAUCAAAUCUCCCACAGCUAAGGCAGAAGUAUCCGAGGUUAAAUCCGAAAAGGUUGAGGAAAAGAAGGUGGAAGCUGAAGCCAAGAAACCAGAAGAGAAGGACGUCAAAUCUGCUGCAGCUAAGGCUGAGGUGUCCGAGGUUAAACCCGAGAAGGCAGAGGAGAAGAAGGUGGAUACUGAACUUAAGAAGCCCGAGGAGAAUGACGUCAAAUCUACCGCAGCUAAGGCUGAGGUAUCCGAAGUUAAGGCCGAAAAGGCAGAGGAGAAGAAGGUGGAAGCUGAAGCCAAGAAACCAGAAGAGAAGGACGUCAAAUCUGCCGCAGCCAAGGCUGAGGUAUCCGAAGUUAAACCCGAAAAGGCAGAGGAGAAGAAGGUGGAUACUGAACCUAAGAAGCCCGAAGAGAAGGACGUCAAAUCUGCCGCAGCUAAGGCUGAGGUAUCCGAAGUUAAACCCGAAAAGGUCGAGGACAAGAAGAUGGAAACUGAAGCCAAGAAACCAGAAGAGAAGGACAUCAAAUCUGCUGCAGCUAAGGCUGAGGUGUCGGAGGUUAAGCCCGAAAAGGUCGAGGAAAAGAAGGUUGAAGCUGAACCAAAGAAACCCGAGGAGAAGGAUGUCAAGACUACCGCCGCCAAGGCUGAAGUAUCCGAAGUUAAACCCGAAAAGGUCGAGGAUAAGAAGAUGGAAGCUGAAGCCAAGAAACCAGAAGAGAAGGACGUCAAAUCUGCUGCAGCUAAGGCUGAGGUAUCCGACGUUAAACCCGAAAAGGUCGAGGAAAAGAAGAUGGAAGCUGAACCAAAGAAACCCGAGGAGAAGGGUGUCAAGACUGCCGCCGCCAAGGCUGAAGUAUCCGAAGCUGAAGUUACCGUGGAAAGUUGCAUUGAAAAAGCCCUCCAUACCAUACCCGACACCAAGGAGUGCCGUGAACUCAGAAAUGCUCUGGAAGAAGCCUUACAAUCCACAACGGAAGAACAAAAACGAAAAUCGAUUUUCCGAUUACGCGAAACAAUCGUCCACACCUACGAUGGACGGUUCGCCAGCGAAGUUGAUAGUGUCAUCGAUGCUUUGCUUGAAAAUAAUCCCGAUCUCAUUGAAUCGGUUAAUCGCGAACAUUUGCAAAAUAUUGAGAGCUGUAUUAAAUCGCUUAAAUUACGAGUUGAUUCGAUACUCAUUAAGCCAUGGCAAACGGAAUUCGAGGGUCUCAAUUCAAAACUAAGUGCCAUUCAAAAUGUAGCCGCCGCCCUGAGACCCACGAAGGAUGUACACAAGUCCUCGGUGAAUAUGGUGGAGUUGCAAAAGAAUCUUAUGGAUAUCUUUGUAAUGUUUGACGAUAUGUUGGCCAUAAAACCGAAUGCAAUGGAAGCGGAACUUGAACAGGUGAAAAAGCUGGCCCUGGGCCAAUAUGAUGCUGUAGAAAAUGCCAAAGAUAAUCUGCGAACUUUACAUGUCUAUGAGGAUAUUAUGAAGUUAUGUAAAUCCAUGGAGAAGGUUGUGAGAACAAUUUUGGAUAUGGCGCCCAACGUGGCAGAGGAUGUUCCAUUGGAGACCUUGAAGAGCGAUGAAGCCAAGGAAGAAAAGAAAAUCGAAAGUGAAACUAAGAAAUCCGAAGAGAAGGAUGUUAAGGCCGCAGCUACAAAUGCAGAAGUAUCUGAGGUUAAGGCUGAUAAGGUGGAGGAAAAGAAACUUGAUGCGGAAGCCAAGAAGUUGGAUAAGAAGGAAGUCAAGGCAGAAAGUGUCAAGGCUGAGGUGUCGGAAAUUAAGGCUGAGCAGAAAGAAGAAAAUAAAUUGGAUUCGAAGGCCAAGAAGUUGGAGAAGCAGGAAGUCAAGACAGAAAGUGCCAAGGCUGAGGUGUCAGAGGUCAAACCGGAAAAGGUGGAAGAACAGAAAUUGGACGCAGAAGCCAAGAAGGCAGAAAAGAAGGAGGUUAAGACAGAAGCGGCAAAGGCUGAAGUUUCGGAGGUCAAACCUGAAAAGCUGGAAGAAAAGAAAUUGGACACAGAAGCCAAGAAGGCAGAAAAGAAGGAGGUCAAGAGAGAAGCUGCAAAGGCUGAGGUUUCAGAGGUCAAACCUGAAAAGCUGGAAGAAAAGAAACUGGACACAGAAGCCAAGAAGGCAGAAAAGAAGGAGAUCAAGACCGAAGCUACUAAACCUGAGGUCUCCGAAGUCAAGUCUGAAAAGGUGGAGGAAAAGAAAAUGGACACAGAUGCCAAGAAGGUGGAAAAGAAGGAAGUCAAGACCGAAUCCACCAAACCUGAGGUCUCCGAAGUCAAAGCCGAGCAGAAAGAAGAAAAGAAACUGGAAACCGAAACCAAAAAAUUGGAAGAGAAGCAGGUCAAACCAGAACCUUCCAAGGCUGAGGUGGCCCACAUUAAGUCUCCACUGGAAAUUUCUGUUGAUGUUACCUUGCAGAAAGCCUCAGAUGUCGCUGAUAGUCAAGACCUCAACCAAACCCUCAAGGAUGUACUGCAGUCUCAUACCGAUGGACAGAAACGUCAAUGCAUUUAUAAACUAAUAGAACUCGCCAAGCGAUCCUAUGGAACGACAAAUCUUACUCCGGAAAUUGAUGAUGUUAUCGAUUGCCUGCUGAACGAUAAUCAGGAACUGAUCGAAACCAUCAACACGGAGUAUGCCAAGAAUAUUGACAGUAUUAUUAAAUCAUUGAAACUGAAGCUGGACAAUGUGACCGACAACUAUUGGGAAAGCAAAUUGGACGGCUUACAUUCCAAACUCUCGAGCAUUCAAAAGGUGGUCAAUGCCCUGAAAUGGGACAAGGAUAUGCCCAAGUCAUCGCUGAACAUGGUCGAACUGCAGAAGAGCCUCAUGGAAAUGUUUGUUAUGUUUGACGAUAUGUUGGACACAAAAUAUCCUCAAAUACAACCGCAUUUGGAAAAGGUCAAAUCGUUGGCUCUGAGUCAAUACGAUUCCAUUGAUAAGGCUCAGAGGAACGUUCGUUCCUUGAAUGUCUACGAAGAUGCUCUGACACUGUGUCAGUCCAUUGAAAGUGUUAUAAAGAAGGUCUCAGAAAUAUCAGCCGAGAAGUUGGAAGAAAAGGUACUGGAAGUGGAGAGCAAGAAACCCAAGGAAGAGGAGGUGAAAACUACUGAUGCUUCUAAGGCCAAGGUAUCUGAAAUUAAGGCUGAAAAGGCAGAAGAAAAGGAAGCAGAAUCCAAGUCCAAAAAGGUGGAAGAGAAAUAUGUCAAACGAAGAGCCUCCAAGGCUGAAAUUUCUGAAGUCAGGGCGGAGAAAUUGGAAGAGAAGAAGGCGGAAACUGAAUUCCAGAAAGUCGAAAAGAAGGAUAUUAAACGUAAGUCCUCCAAGGCAGAGAUUUCUGAGGUCAAGGCGGAGAAAUUGGAAGAAAAGAAAAUCGAAACGGAAGCCAAGAAACAAGAAGAGAAGGUUCUUAAGAAGGAAGCUUCUAAAUCAGAAGUAUCUGAGGUUAAGGCCGAGAAAAUUGAGGAAGGCAAAGUGGAAGCUGAGACCAAAAAACCAGAGAAAAAGGACGAAAAACGCAAGUCCUCCAAGGCCGAAAUUUCGGAAGUCAAGCCUGAGAAAUCGGAAGAAAAGAAAUUGGAAACGGAAGCCAAGAAAAAAGAAGAAAAGGACAUCAAAGCGGAAGCUUCUAAAGCAGAGGUAUCAGAAGUCAAGGCCGAGAAAAUCGAGGAAGGCAAAGUGGAAACAGAGGCCAAGAAGCCAGAGAAGAAGGACGUUAAACGCAAAUCUUCAAAGCCUGAAAUCUCCGAGGUCAAGGCUGAAAAAUUGGAAGACAAGAAAAUCGAAACUGAAGCCAAGAAACAAGAAGAGAAGGACCUUAAAAAGGAAGCUUCUAAGUCUGAAGUAUCUGAGGUUAAGACCGAGAAAAUCGAGGAAGGCAAAGUGGAAGCUGAGCCUAAGAAGCCAGAGAAGAAGGACGAAAAACGCAAGUCCUCCAAGGCCGAAAUUUCGGAAGUCAAGCCUGAGAAAUUGGAAGAAAAGAAAAUGGAAACGGAAGCCAAGAUACAAGAAGAGAAGGAUAUUAAGAAGGAAGCUUCUAAAUCAGAAGUAUCUGAGGUCAAAGCAGAGAAAAUCGAGGAAGGCAAGAAACCCGAAAAGAAGGAUUCUAAACGUAAAUCUUCCAAGGCGGAGGUUUCAGAGAAGGUUGAAGAAAAGAAAUUGGACAAAGAUACCAAAAAGGACGAAGAAAAAGAGAAAGUUGAAGAAAAGAAACCUGAAGUUGAAACAAAGAAACCCGAAGAGAAAACUGAAGUUAUGGCUGAAAAGAGAGCAGAAACCGAAAUCAAGAAGCCAGAAGCAAAGGAAAUUGAAAAGCCUGAGGUUAAAGCCCAAAAGGUCGAAGAGAAAAAGGCUGAUGAAGCCAAGAAAGAGGAUGACAAAAAGGAAGAAGUUAAGAAGGACGUUAAGCGCAAGCCUUCCAAGACUGAUGACACAGAAGAGAGGGCCAAGGAAAUGGAAGCAGAGAAGCCAUCUCCAAAGGUUGAGGAAGCCGAAGAAAAACCAACAAAGAAAUCUGAAGACAAGAAGGAGACUAAACGCAAGUCCCCCAAAACCAAACCUGAAAAGACCGAAGAGAAAGCAACUGAAUUGGAAAGUAAGAAGGACGAAGAAAAAGAAAAGCCAUCGCCAAAGAUGAAACCCAAAGAAGAAGAAAAGUUGCCCAAGGAAGCCCCUACAAAGACUGCCAUAGCCCAGGAAGAACAAAUCGAAGAUAAAAACGCCACCCUCACUAGACGCCCACGUAAAGCCGUUGCCGAGCCGCCUACCGAAGAUUCCGCUGAAACCAAACCCAAAGAACCAGAGGAACUGUCCAAGGAAGCCCCAAGAAAUACUGCCACCGCCAAGGAAGAACAAAUCGAAGAUAAAAACGCCACCCUCACAAGACGCCCACGCACAGCCGUUGCCGAACCGGCAACCGAAGACUCCACCGAAACCAAACCCAAGAAACUCAACGAAUACAUCGAUCUCAAAGAGCAGCGCAGCGCCAAACGAAUGCCCUCGGUCGACAUCAAGCUGACGAAUCGCAACACCUCCGUCGGCAGUGACAUCAAAUUGACCUGCAGCAUUUCCGGCAAUGACCUUGAAAUACGCUGGUACAAAGACAAACAACCCAUCGAUGCGGAGCGGAAUGCCUCCAAAUACCGCAUCACUCAAAAUGACGGACUUUCGUGUUUGGAAAUCAAAUCGGCCGAUCAACAAGAUGCAGCCGUCUACAGAUGUGUGGCCGCAAAUCGGAACGGUGAGGUGGAAACUAGCUGCCUCGUGACACUGUACGAUGUGCCCAGCAACAAAUUUGGCACCCCGCCCAUUUUCACCCGUAAUAUCAGAGAAUAUUAUCACUUGCGUGACGAUGAGUUGACUAUUGAGGUGCACAUCCAUGGUGUACCACGUCCCGUGGUCACCUGGUGGCGUGGCAUGUUUGAAAUCAAACCCAAUGUUAAGUUUACAAAACUUGAGGAGGCCCAUGGUGUCUAUAAGCUGUUGAUCUACAAGCCGAACAAUCGCGACAGCGGUGCCUAUCUCUGCAAGGCCAUCAACUCGAGUGGUGAAGCCCAGAUUACCCAUUCCAUUGAGGUGGGUAAGAAUUUGCAUUACCACAUUCCCGGCAUUUUCCAUGCCCGUGGUCGCUUGAGCAAGGUGAAGGAAGAGGAGGCACGCAAGGCCAUGGAAGAGGCCAUGAAAUCGAAGGGUGACUCGGAUCGUCGCAGGGCUGAGGCUGCCGCCGAGGCCAGAUCCAGGGCGCCACGUGCCUCACCCGAACCCAUUGUGGCGGCCAAACAAAAACUACAAUUCGCCACCCAGCUGAGAGAUCGCAUGGCCCUCGAGGGUACCAAUGUACGUUUCGUCUGCACCGUCAUUGGUCCUUCGCCCAACUGCCGCUGGAUGAAGGAUGACGAGUGGGUGAAGUACAGUGAAAAUGUCAAGAACCUAAGCGAGGAAGGCAAGGCCAUUAUUGAGCUGUUGAAUGUGACCAGCGAAUCUUCGGGUGUCUACAAAUGCAUUGCCCGCAACGAUUUCAGUGAAAUCGAAACCUCCUGUUACUUCAAGGUGUACUCGGCCAAGACGGAUGGCGAUGAGCAUGAACCCAUUUUUGCAUUGCCACUUAGAGAUGUCUAUCACUCUUCGCAAAACGAUCUGAUUCUCGACACCAAAAUACGUGGCAACCCCCGUCCGGUCAUUACAUGGACCAAAGACCAAUUACCCGUUGUACUUGACGAUCGCGUCGUGCAGAUCGAACAUUUGGACGGCAUUUGCGAGCUAAUCAUUAACAAGCCCACACCGGCCGACAGUGGUAAAUACACCUGCGUUGCAACCAACAAAUUGGGCUCGCAGCAAACCUCACACAGUGUCGUUGUCGAUAUCCAGCACAGUUCCAGACGUUCGAGUGUCUUGUCCGGCGCCAUGAGUGAAGCCGACAGCCAGGGUGGCAAGAAAGAGCGGCCUCAACGUUUGCCGAAAUCGAGCAAAGAUGAGGAGGGCGGCAACUACGAGAGACGCAGCCGCAUGCCCGAACCACCACCAAGAUCGAUGUUGUAUUUCGAUGCCAACAUCUCGAAUCGUUAUGUGGCGGUGGGCUCCAAGGUAAAGCUCCAGGCUGUGGUGAAUGGACCGAAUCCAACCUGCAAAUGGACCAAGGAUGAUCAAAAUGUCCAGUAUGGACCACGUAUUCGUAACAUGAAUCGUGAUAGCUUGGCCUCGUUGGAAUUCUUGAAUUGUCAGCCGGAAGAUUCGGGCACCUAUACAUUGACGGCACAAAAUGAAUACUGCAAAAUUACACAAUCGGCGAAAUUAUAUGUCUAUUCGCCUACGACGGGAACGGAAACGGAACCGGUAUUUGUACGUCCCGUUAAAGAAACCUAUCACUUGAAUACAAAUGAAUUGAUUUUGGAAACUGGUGUUCGCGGUGAACCCACACCCAAAAUUCAAUGGCUCAAGGAUAACAUCGACAUUGAGGAGGGUGGUCGCAUCCAUAAGUUCCAUCAUGCCGAUGGCACCUUGGAAUUGGUUAUUGAUAGUCCCAAUGUCAAGGACAAGGGUAAAUAUAUAAUUCGUGCCGAGAAUAAUGCUGGCAAGGCUGAGAUUACCCAUUUGGUGGCGUUCGAGGGUAAGGAACAUCACAUUGCCGAUAACAUUCAUGGUGUGUUCCAUGCCGACAAGAGUCUGCUGAAGCCAAAGCAAGUGGAGGAGGAGAAACCCAAAGCAGCUCCAGGACCGGCUGCCGAAAGUGACAGUGAAACCGAUAGCAAGGGCAAGAAGCGAGUACGCAAACCACGCAAGGAAGAUGAAUCGGAGGCAGAGGCUGCCUCAGCUUCAAUUUAUGUUUCGGAUGCCGCCUCGGAAACGGGUUCGUUGAAGAAACGUGAAAAGGUCAUUGGCAUCUAUUUCCCCACCAACAUGAAGGAUCGUGUGGUAGCCGAGGGUUCAAAGGUGAAGAUUUCUUGCUUCCUCGAAUCGAAGGAACCCCAGGUCAAGUGGUUCAAGAAUGGUGAACCUUUGCAGAACUCACCCAAGUGCCGUGGCCGUUACAAUGAGGGUUUGUGUAUUUUGGAAAUCCCAUCGGCCAGCUUGGACGAUGCUGGUGAAUACAAAUGUUGGGCCCGUGAUGAGACCGGUGAGGCUUCAACCUUCUGUCGCCUGGAGGUGUACUCUGACCCCGGCUCGGGUGAUACACCACCCACAUUUACCCGCAACAUUAAGGAUACCUAUCACGGCAAGCUACACGAACUGCAGCUGGAUGUCCAUGUACGUGGCUUGCCCACACCCACCAUUACCUGGGUUAAGGAUGGUGUGGUCAUAGAACCCAACGAUAAGUAUCAGACCACAGAACAUGAGGAUGGUACAUGUGAACUGUUCAUCAUGGACCCCACCCCGGCCGAUAGUGGUAAAUAUGUUUGCCAAGCUGAGAAUCGCGAGGGCACAGCUGAAAUUACACACAUGGUCACCGUGAAGCCCAAGGUGCGCAGACCCGUAUCGCCCGGUCGUGAUAGGCCUCCCGUCAAGCCACAGGGUGAUGAAACCGAGGAGGAAAAAGCCGAGCGUAAGAAGAAACGCGACGAGGAUGAGGAGAGCAGUGGUGGUGGUCGCAGACAUGGUGCCGCACCACCACCAGAUCUCAAGAAAUUCUUGUACUUUAGAAACUUCCUUUCAAAUCGUACCGUCAAGGCCGGCACCAAUGUCAAAUGGAUGGUGGCCAUUGAUGGUCCCGACCCAACGGCCCGUUGGUUCCAUGGUGAUCAGCCUAUUGUCUUUGGACCCAAGAGUAAAUUGUCAAUGCAAGAUGGCAUAGCCUGGUUGAACUUGAUCGAUGUCACCGAGGAACAGAGCGGUACCUACACCUUGAAGGUAAAGGGUUCGGAGAACGAGAUUGUCUCGUCGUGCAAUUUGUUUGUCUAUUCGACGGGCAAGGAAGAGGUAAUUGCACCCGUUUUUACCAAGGGCAUUAAAGACACUUAUUCUCUGGCAGAAAAUGAGUUAGUUUUGGAUUGCCGUGUACGUGGCAAACCACGUCCCGAAGUGCAAUGGCUUAAGGGCACCGAAAUUUUGAUACCCGGCGAAAAGUAUACCCAAAUCGAUUCCGAUGAUGGUUACUCCAAAUUGAUCAUACACAAUCCGACGGAGAAGGAUGCCGGUCUCUAUGGUUGCAUUGGCCGCAAUGAAGCUGCCGAAACAAAGAUCACUCACCAGGUCGACUUUAGAGGACGUGAAAAGUUCGCCUUGGAACAGACAUUAGGUUUCUAUCAUCGUGACCCGAACAAGCCACAUUUGGUUGCUCCGUUGGGUAAUCAAGUUGUUUGCGGUGGUGGCACCAUUGCUAUCAGUGCUGAGUUUAUGCAAACAGCAACACCCAUUGAGGUACAGUGGUUCCGUCAACGUCAACCGUUGGCCGGUCAACCGGGUGUUAAGACAUUCUAUGAACGUGGCGUCUAUACAUUGGCCAUCAUGAAUGCCGGUCCCGAACAUGAGGGUAGCUACACGUGCCGAGCUCAGAAUGCUUUCGGACGCAUUGAAUCACAUGCCACAGUGGAUGUGGCCAUCGGAGUGGAGAAGGCCGAGAGGCCACCGUUGUUCUUGUCGAGACCGGAAACCGAAAUGAAAAUUGCUGUCGGUGAUCCCUUCUCGAUUUCAUUCAGAAUUGCCGGAGAUCCGAAACCAAAGUUGACCUUCAUGAAGGGCACCAAAGACAUCACCAAAUCCGAUCGUGUCAGCAAAGAAGUCUCCGAUGAUUAUACCCGAUUCACCGUACAAAAGUCACAGAUUUCCGAUUCGGGCACCUAUUUCGUUGUGGCCCGCAACAACAAUGGCACUGACAGAAUAUUUGUAACAGUUGAUGUCAUGCCUAGAGCCCGUUCUGAAACGCCAUCAGCACCACGCUGGGGCCUGCCAUUGGAGAGUUAUCCCGAUGUUUCAUAUUUCAAAGAUCCACCGGCUGCCAUUACCACUGAACCCCUGCUGGUCGAUUCCGGUCCCACACACAUUUCUUUGUCCUGGGGCAAGCCACCCUAUUACAACAACUCUGCUCCUGUCAUUGCCUACAAAGUUGAGGCCUGGAUCGUGGGCCAUGAGGGUGGUGCCAUCUGGAAGGAGCUGGGUCUGACACCCAUCAACUCCUUCGAUGCCUUCAACCUCAAACCCAAUGUGGAAUAUCAUUUCCGUGUCACUCCCAAAAAUCGUUAUGGCUGGGGUCCUUCGGUUCAGACCACCAAACCUCUGCAGGUGGGUGGUGUUGAAUGCCUACCCGAAUUCACCAUGAUCCUGCCAGGCCAGGUUAAGGCAUUGCUGCACAAGGAAUUCGUUUUGGAAUGUGUGGUACGUGGCAGUCCCCGUCCUGAUAUUGUCUGGUACAAGGAUGGCCUGCGAAUCGGCAAUAACAUGGACAAUGAACGCCUAAAGACCCGGAAAAUUGGUUCCACCUGUACGCUGACCAUAAAACAGGUUCUUGAAUCCGAUGCUGGUCGCUACACCUGUGAAGCCACCAAUUCCAAGGGUAGGGUGUCCACCUUUGCCCGCCUGCAAGUCGUCUCCGAUGAAAGACUUUUCGAGGCCGAUCAUCGUCUCAAGGAAAUUGUGCGCAGUGACAACAUUUCCUCCAAAGGAGAUUCUUUGCCCAUCUUUACCAUGCGCCUGCGCGAUCGUCGUGUCCAAGUCACCUACCCAGUGCGCCUCACCUGCCAGGUGGUGGGUUAUCCUCAACCUGAAAUAUCCUGGUACAAAGAUGAUCAACUCAUCGAGUCCAGUCGCCAGAGCAUAAUUUCCCAGGACAAUCAAUUCUAUACCCUGGAAUUGGCCAGUACCACGUUGAAUGACAGUGGCAUUUACACCUGCACCGCCAAAAAUGAAUUGGGCUCGGUGUCGUGCCACUGCUCCCUGGUUGUAGACAAAGGCAUACGUGCCUACAUCACCCCCGAAUUCUAUAUGCCCUUGGAUCCCCUCUACAUUGUCCAGGAGGGUCAGGAAAUACGUCUCACCGCCAAGGUGGAAGCCUAUCCGGCUGUUGGUGUCUCAUGGCAUCGUAAUGGUGUUAAACUCCGACCCAGCCGUCGUCUGCUGGCCACAUUGGACUCGACAGGUUUUGUUGAGUUAAUCAUUUCCGAUGCCAAGCUCCAUGAUUCCGGUGUCUAUACCUGUGUUGCCUCGAAUGCUGUCGGAAAGGCUGAGACAAUGUGCCGUGUUGCCAUUGAGCCACUGGAAGACCUAGAUGCUGGACGUGAUUCACAAUCGGUGGUACGCACCAUACCCACAAUAAGAGCAGCGGAUGAUUUGCCCUACUCCAAGGAGCCAUUGUUUGUUGUCAAACCCCGUUCCAGUGAGGCAUAUGAGGGCGAUACCGUCAUUAUCUUCUGUGAAGUUGUUGGUGAUCCUAAACCCGAAGUUGUGUGGUUAAGAGAUUUCUUAAAGCCUGAAUAUUAUAAAGACGCUCCACAUUUCCGACGCAUUGGUGAAGGCCCUGAAUAUCGUUUGGAAAUACCAUAUGCCAAAUUGGAUUUUACCGGCACUUAUUCUGUUAUUGCCAGCAAUUGUCAUGGCGAAACAAAGGCUGUAAUUUCAUUGCAAAUAUUUGCCAAAGACAUACUCAAUCAAAAACAAAUGGAGAAGGGAUCAAUACGACAUGGAAACGUUGAAACUUUGCCACGCUUUAUACGCUCCCUGAGAAAUCUUCGCUGCUGUGAUGGUGAUGCCAUAACUCUGGAAGCCCAUGUGGAAGGUUUGCCCGAACCAAUUAUCAUAUGGGAAAAGGAUGGACGUGUACUGCCCAGUGGCAAGGAUUAUGAUAUGACUUAUGAUGGCAUUAAGGCCACGCUGCGUAUACCGCGCAUCUAUCCCGAGGAUGAGGGUGAAUAUACCUGUGUGGCAAAGAACAACAUUGGCAGGAAUCUGUCAUCGGCCUGCAUAAUUGUUGAUGUGCCCGAGGAAAAGGAGAAUAUGGUCAACCGCCAAUUGUCACGUCCGGCUGCCUUGCUCUCCACUUCUUCGACACCAUUGUCUACGCCACGCUCCACACCUGUGCGCAGUUUUUCGCCUUCACGACGUUUGUCGUAUCGUAGUUCGGGUAUUGAAAUAAACGACAGUCGCCGUAGUUAUCAUGAGUUGCAUUUGCCCAUAUCUGCACCGAAAUUCUUGGCCAUUCCAAACAGUCGAGUGGUCGAAGAGGGUGACAGUGUACGCUUCCAGUGUGCCAUUGGUGGCCAUCCAACGCCAUGGGCCACCUGGGAUAAGGAUGGUUUAAUUGUAACACCCACGGGACGCAUAAGAGUCAAAGAGGUGGAUGAUUUGCGUUACUUGGAAAUAGAAGAUGUCAGCUUUGACGAUGCUGGCCUUUAUCGUGUGACCUUGGAAAAUGAUUAUGGUCGCAUUGAGGCCACGGCCCGUUUGGAUGUUAUACGCAGUUCACGUUAUUCCAAAUCCCCUUCGGGUAGAAGUAUAAGAGCCUCAUCCUCACGACGCAAUGCCUAUUUGCAUAGACGCAUAAUGGGUCCCUCAACGGCCAUUGGAGGCCGCAUGGCCCUGGCUGCAGGCUUUAGAGGCUCCUCCGUACCUUCGUGUAAAUUCUAUCACAAUGGCCAGGAAUUGGUGGCCAACGAAAGGAUACACAUGCAACUUUUGGAAAAUGAGGGCGAGGUAUUCCUGGUCAUCGAUUCGGUUACCAAGGAGGAUGAGGGCAUUUAUUGUUGUGUUAUUGAGGGUGAGGACCAUGAACCGAUUGUAACCUCAACUGUGGUUGAAUUUCUGCCAAGUGAAACCAAUGGCGACAUCGAUGACGGCAGUUGUGGUGACAUACGCACCAGCGCCAGCAUUGAAACCAUUUGUAAAAUCGUUAAACCACUGCCAGAUGCGGUGGACUGCAGCGAAGGUGAAAUCAUUGAUUUGUGCUUUGAAUUGGAAUGCAACCAGCCCUACAGCUACACAUGGAGCCGCAACGGUGAACUCAUCAAAGACUCUGAAGAUGUCAAUUACAUUGAUCAUGGGAACGGUUUAUUGUGUUUACGUCUGUUCGAUGCCUUCGAUUUGGACUCCGGCCUCUAUACCUGCCACAUUACCAGUCAAGAUGGUGUUCAGUGCUCCACAUCGACCAGCCUGAACAUUGAACGCCGCGGAGAGCAGUCAUCGAUGGCCGAGAUCGACAGCCUGACCAUACUCAAGUCACCUUUACCUGUUCUAGUAACCGACACAACAACGCGAGCAACAUUUUGUGCUCGUGUCUAUCCCAGCGAUGCCCGCGUUACAUGGUAUGUGUGCGGUCAGCCGGUCAAUGAAAACCCCAAUGAUGAUGAUGGCGAUGAUUCAUGCCAAUUUACGUUGGAAUCAUCAUCCGCCGAUGGUCUACGCAUUUUGAAUAUAAAUAAUGUUACCUUGGCCCACAGUGGUGAAGUUCAACUGGUCGUAACACAUCCCGGCAAGCCGUAUUCGAGUGAAAAAGCUUAUACCACUUUAGCGGUGAUACCCAACAGCAACAACAAUAAAACACCCGCAACAACAACAACACCACCAACGAAAAUACAUAUAAAUAACAACGACACCAUUGUUGAUGCAAGGGAACAACAAUUGUUUGAUCUUGAACCCAUCGAUGAUCAGCAACAUCUUGAAGAGACUACAACGACGGAUGCCGCUAAAGAUCAUCAACGUCAACUCCAACAGCCAGCUUGUAUUUUAGAAGGUCCACAAGACUGUACGGCACUAAUUGGUGGUUGUGUUCGUCUGUCUGUCAUCUAUGAAGGAUUGCCUAAACCGCAAAUUGUUUGGUAUAAGGCGAGUCGCCGCAUUGUGGAAACAUCAAAUACAAUUAUCAAUACAUCUUCCCGCAAGUCGGUAUUACAGAUCUCCGACAUCGAUACCGAUGACAGUGGCAAAUAUUCGGUAGAAGUAAUGAAUGAAUUUGGCGCCGACAUAGCAUCGGCCUCCGUGGCCGUUGAGGGACCACCAGAGCCACCAAGUGGCAAACCAAGCAUUUCACAAGGACCCGAUCGUGUGGCCAUAGCAUGGUGUGGUCCGCCAUAUGAUGGUGGCUGUAUGAUAACAGGAUUUAUCAUUGAACGCCAACAAUUGGACCCCAAUGCCUCCCCCCUAGAAGAACAACAAAACGAAUCCGAGUGGUUGGAAAUAGCCAGUGUUGUGGAUUCUUUGGCCUACACCGUAAAGAAUUUAAAACCUCUAUUUACAUAUAGAUUUCGGGUAAGGGCUGAAAACAUACAUGGACGCAGUGAGCCAGGCUUGCCCAGCGAUCCAGUACACAUUGCGGAAGAGACAGAUGAAGACUCCACAGAAGACUUCCAAAGGCCAAUAUCCAUUAAAUCUGGCGGUGAUUUUAAGGAUCGUUUCCAAAUUCUCGAAGAAUUGGGAAAGGGUCGUUUCGGUGUCGUCUACAAGGUCCAAGAAAAAGAAGAUUCCAAACGUAUUUUGGCUGCUAAAAUGAUUAAAUGCAUCAAAUCGAAAGAUCGCAUUAAGGUCCAGGAAGAGAUAUCCAUUAUGAAAUCAUUGAAACAUCCCAAAUUGCUGCAAUUGGCUGCCUCGUUUGAAAGUCCGCGGGAAAUUGUAAUGGUCAUGGAAUACAUUACUGGCGGCGAAUUAUUCGAACGGGUGGUUGCCGAUGAUUUUACCCUAACCGAACGUGAUUGCAUUCUGUUUGUGCGCCAGGUGUGUGAGGGUGUUGCCUACAUGCACAGCCAAUCCAUUGUGCAUUUAGAUUUGAAACCGGAAAAUAUCAUGUGUAAGACCCGAACAUGUCAUCAAAUCAAAAUCAUUGAUUUCGGUUUGGCCCAACGUCUGAAUACUGGAUCUCCGGUGAGGGUUCUUUUCGGUACACCUGAGUUUAUAUCUCCCGAAAUUAUUAGCUAUGAACCGAUUGGUUUUCAAUCCGACAUGUGGAGUGUGGGUGUGAUAUGUUAUGUGCUUUUAUCCGGUUUAUCGCCCUUUAUGGGUGACACCGAUGUGGAAACCUUUUCCAACAUCACCCGGGCCGAAUACGAUUUCGAUGAUGAGGCCUUUGAUUGUGUCUCCCAACUGGCCAAGGAUUUCAUUUCGAAUUUGUUGAUCCAUCGCAAAGAAGAUCGCUGGACAGCGGAACAAUGCCUAGAAUCGCCCUGGCUGAAACAGGGUCAUUACGAUGAAAAUCUGGGCAACAAGAAAAUCUGCACAGACAAACUUAAGAAGUUCAUAAUACGCCGCAAAUGGCAAAAAACUGGCAAUGCUAUCAGAGCUUUAGGUCGCAUGGCUACCUUAUCGGCUUCUAGACGCAAUUCAGCUGUGUCAACCACAACCAGCAGUGCAGCUGGUGGUGGUGCUGGUGGUAGUAUACCCAACAGUCCACGACCUUCCAUUUCGGGUAUGUCGUCCUCCAUGUUCAAUGCCAAUGCCCCGGCAGUGCCCAUGGGUUCUCUGCAUGAAGAAGAUGAUGAUUUCAGCAUUGAAUUGCCCGCAGUUGUCCAUCAGGAUAUACCGCGACGCAGUCCAAAAGUAGUGACGAAAUCUCAGUGCAGUGAGCGCAGCGAUUCGGGCUACAGUGAAUGUUCGAAUUGUAGUGCCUCAGGUUCGUUGCAGUGUCAAUGUGCCAACAAGGACAGUGUUGAUCAUGCCACAGCCAGUGAUUUAUUACAAGAUCUCUCCAUAUCAGUACCCCAUGAUUUGUUGAAACUGAAACUUGAAGAAAUAGCCCAUCAGGCCGACCACAAUAUUGAGGAGGUAAAACUGGAGCUGGUGGUACCGACCACGGAAAAACUACCCCAGCUGGAUGCCAAUCAAAAUGAAUUGAAAUCCCUGGAAAUGCCCGACAAAGAACCCCCACACACCAUAACCGUCAUUGAAGAUGUUGAAGUACUUAACUCCUCUCCUGGGGGACCCAUUAUAAUGCGUUCCGAUUUCACCAAUACCAUACAAAUGCGUAAGAAAUCCCUAGAGAAUAGUUUACUUAAGGAGAAGCCCAAACCCACCAGUAAAUCACCGCUCUACGAGAAAUCCGGUAAGGUCAAUAUGUUGAGGAACAAAUUCUCUUGCAUGGAACAACAAGUGAGUAGUGGCCAGCAAAGUGCAGCUGUUAAGAGUAAGGAUUGCAUGGAUGUUUUAAAGCUUAAACGCAAAGUUAUAAACGAGGCUUGUCUUAAACAAACAAUCUCAGCCAGCCAUCCAACAUCCUCAGCCUCCUCAACACACUCAACUUCAUUGCCCAGCUCACCGAUACCACAACGCAAGACGUACCCGUUUACUACGUUCCGGCUAAGCGAACGUGUACGCGAGGUAACCGACCGCUUGGCCCAACAACAAACUGUCUGCACCGAGGCUAGACGAACACAAAUCUUAAAUCGAAAUAAAUAAUCAAAAGAAAAAAAAAAGAAGUUAAAAAUAAUAACACCCUGAAAGUAUCGAUAUAAUAAUGUAUUUCUUUUUCUACCAGUUUUUAAUCAUUUUUAUUUUGUUGUGUUUUAAUUUUUAAUCAUUUUUUUUAUAUAAAUAUAAAACCAUACAUUUGUAGUUUAAAAUUAAGAAGAAGAAGAAAAAAGAAAAAACAAACAUUACAAAAAUUAAUUUAAUAAGUAUUUUUGUUGCAAAUUGGCUUUGUUCGUUAUAAUUUUAGUUGUAUGUUUCUUUUUUUUAAUUUUAUUUUAAUAUUUUAUUAUUAUUAAAUUUAAAAAAUUAUGUCUUGUUACACACGCCCCCAAAACUUUAUCCCCCCCAUCCAUGCCCAUUAAAAAUGUGAAUGAAAAACAAUAAAAACUCGAAUAUAAUUUAAAAAACAAAACUUAUAUACUAAAUCAAGA
Musca domestica (house fly) is the source of this 29152-nucleotide messenger RNA. It is a transcript of the gene Strn-Mlck, whose product is annotated as myosin light chain kinase, smooth muscle. Gene Ontology annotation, cellular component: nucleus. NCBI's taxonomy places the organism in Eukaryota, Metazoa, Arthropoda, Insecta, Diptera, Muscidae. Gene Ontology annotation, biological process: positive regulation of apoptotic process; intracellular signal transduction; protein phosphorylation. The transcript has 27 exons. Bases 147 to 28709 code for a protein of 9520 amino acids. The record is from RefSeq and is a predicted model, not a curated record. Gene Ontology annotation, molecular function: protein binding; protein serine/threonine kinase activity; ATP binding.